AUGUCCAACCCAUUUGAUUUGUUAGGUAACGACGUCGAAGACGCUGACGUCGUGGUUUUGCCACCAAAGGAACUCGUCAAGAGCAGCACUUCUUCCAAGAAGGCUGACGUUCCACCUCCAUCUGCUGACCCAUCUAAGGCUAGAAAGAACAGACCAAGAGCUUCCGGUAACGAAGGUGCUAUUAAAGACAAGGCUGCCGGUAGAAGAACCAACAAAUCAAAGGAUGUCACUGACUCUGCCGAGACCAAGAAGCCUAACACUAGAAAGGCCACUGACCGUCACUCUAGAACAGGUAAGACUGACACUAAGAAGAAGGUUAACCAAGGUUGGGGUGACGACAAGAAGGAAUUGAGUGCUGAAAAGGAAGCUCAAGCCGAUGCCGCCGCUGAAAUUGCUGAAGAUGCUGAGGAGUCUGAAGACGCUGGUAAGCCAAAGACCACUCAAUUGUCUCUACAAGACUACUUGAACCAACAAGCCAGCAACCAAUUUAACAAGGUUCCAGAAGCCAAGAAGGUUGAAUUAGACGCUGAAAAGAUCGAAGCUGCUGAAAAGGAAGCUUACGCUCCAGCCACCAAGGUCAAGAACGUCAAAUCCAAGCAAUUGAAGACCAAGGAAUACUUGGACUUCGAUGCCACUUUUGCUGAAGCCAACUCUAAAAAGAACUUUGGUGACAGAAAGAACUUCGGUGACAGAAAGAACUUCGGUGACAGAAACAACACCAACAACAGAGGCAACUUCAACAACCGUCGUGGUGGUAGAACCGCCAGAAAGGGCAAUGACAGCACUGCCACCAGCAACACUGCUAACUCUGCUAACUCUGUUCAAAAGAACCGUAACAUCGACGUUUCUAACUUGCCAUCUUUGGCUUAA
Molecule: messenger RNA, 870 nt
Organism: Saccharomyces eubayanus
Lineage: Eukaryota; Fungi; Ascomycota; Saccharomycetes; Saccharomycetales; Saccharomycetaceae
Gene: STM1
Product: Stm1p
Exons: 1
Coding region: 1-870 (289 amino acids)
Source: RefSeq, a predicted model, not a curated record